AUGGCCAGGAAAUGGCAAAAGAUGGCUGCAAAGGGAAGGAAAAGGAUCUCAUUUGGUGUUGUGCCCAAGAGCAGUACAAGCAAGAAUGCAGUUGCAAUUGCAGAGAAGGGACACUUCAUCGCUUAUGCAUCUGAUGGCAAAAGGUACACGGUUCCCCUGGCUUGCCUCCAACGACCAAUCUUCCAGGAGUUGUUGAAGAUGGCCGAAGAAGAGUUCGGGCUGAACAUCAAUGGUGCAAUCACAUUCCCUUGUGAUUCUACAGUCGUUGAUUAUAUCAUGUCACUUGUGCAGAGAGACAUGUCAAGGCAGAUCGAGGAAGCAUUGGUUGCAUCUCUAGGCAGCAGUAGAUGCUUCUCAUCCUCUGUCCUGCCACAGAGCUAUCCUUACCAACACAUGCCCCUUGAAGGGUUUUAA
Molecule: messenger RNA, 414 nt
Organism: Nymphaea colorata (pocket water lily)
Lineage: Eukaryota; Viridiplantae; Streptophyta; Magnoliopsida; Nymphaeales; Nymphaeaceae
Product: auxin-responsive protein SAUR64-like
Exons: 1
Coding region: 1-414 (137 amino acids)
Biological process (GO): response to auxin
Source: RefSeq, a predicted model, not a curated record